Molecule: messenger RNA, 3914 nt
Organism: Oncorhynchus masou masou (cherry salmon)
Lineage: Eukaryota; Metazoa; Chordata; Actinopteri; Salmoniformes; Salmonidae
Product: fibroblast growth factor 12-like
Exons: 6
Coding region: 136-909 (257 amino acids)
Biological process (GO): regulation of voltage-gated sodium channel activity
Cellular component (GO): nucleus; cytoplasm
Molecular function (GO): growth factor activity; sodium channel regulator activity
Source: RefSeq, a predicted model, not a curated record
CAUUUGAGUAAACCCCCGUGGACCGUAAAUUCGAUUUUCUCCACCCGGUUCCUUUUGCACCAAACAGCCGCACACAACUCGACAUCUGUCCAACGAUUCUGGGCUCGGUUUCGGUUCGGCUCGCCCGCGAGGGAGAUGGCCGCAAUCGCCAGCUCCUUGAUCCGACAGAAACGCCAGGCGAGGGAGUCAAACAGUGACCGGGUCUCCACUACUAAACGGCGCCCCAGCCCCAGCAAAGACCCACGUUCCAUAUGCGAGCGGCAUUUCUUGGGGGUCUUCAGCAAAGUCCGUUUCUGCAGUGGCAAGAAAAGACCAGCCGCUCGGCGGCGACCAGAUGCACCCUCCAAACCUCCACAGGUGUUCCGUAAGGGCGGCAGGCUAGAGCCGCAGCUGAAAGGCAUCGUGACACGAUUGUUCAGCCAGCAGGGCUUCUACCUGCAGAUGCAGCCGGACGGCUCUAUCGAUGGCAGCAAGGACGAGAACAGCGACUACACACUGUUUAAUCUAAUUCCUGUGGGUCUGAGGGUGGUGGCCAUCCAAGGGGUGAAGGCCGGCCUCUACAUUGGAAUGAACGGAGAAGGAUUCCUCUACAGCUCAGAAAUGUUCACGCCGGAGUGCAAGUUUAAGGAGUCGGUGUUUGAGAAUUACUACGUGAUCUACUCGUCCACUGUGUACCGGCAGCAGGAGUCCGGUCGGGCCUGGUUUCUAGGCCUUACCAAGGAAGGCCAGGUCAUGAAGGGGAACAGGGUCAAGAAAACCAAGCCCUCCUCACACUUUGUCCCCAGGCCCAUUGAAGUGUGUAUGUACAGGGAGCCGUCGCUGCAUGAGAUCGAGGAGAAACAGCGCUCCAGGAAGAGCUCAGGGACUCCCACCAUGAAUGGAGGGAAAGCUGUCAACCAGAACUCCUAGCAGCAGGGCCCCAAGGGUGGGGGGCCCGGGUCCCCCCUCUCUUAAAUAGAGGGGAGAGAGGCUACAGACCCCCUCGCCAACAUGCCCUCUGAAGGGAUGGGCCGUCACGAGGGGGAGGAGCUACACCCAAGAUGACAAAAAAACUGAACUCUCGCCUGUGAAAAUCUUUUAGAGGAAUAUCCAGAUAAACCCAGAGGAAAACAAAAAAACAACGACAAACAUUUUCAAUCAGGAGUUGACCAACGUUUUAUGCAAAAAAAGAAAAAAAAAGCUGUGACAAAGGAAUGGUGGUCUCUUCACAAUACAAAUAUCUAUCGUUUCCAAUUUAAGCUGUGAAAAAUGAGCUUUAAAGACAUGUUUAAUUUCCCAUGCAUUGAUUUUAUGAAUGCUAUGGCACCCUCACAUGCUUAAUUGUGUUACUGUUGUCCAAUAAUAACAAUAUUACUUAUGUGUUGAUAACUCUUCAUCCCAAUUUAGUAUCAUGGGUGUUCUGUUUUUCGUUUGAGACUGUAGACAUGACAAAUUGUUGGUAUUUUUUUAUUGCUUGACAUUGAUUGCACUUUCACACUGCAUACACUGGUGUGGGGGUAAAGAAUGAAUAUAUAUGAGAAGUCGCUGGAGGGCUCAGUAGGAUACAGGAAUGGGUGAGUGGGAUGGCUUUUGCUCAGGUGAUGUACUGUCGGUGUGGAAUAUCUCCUAUCUCCACAUACUCUUUGAUAUGACAGGACUAGACAACUGAAAUCAAUAUGGCGGCUACUCCACCAAGCCUCAUAGUAGUCCUCUAGCAUAUUAUGGUGCGUUCGAGUGCGGAUGGAAAUGUGGAAAUACAAGUUCCCGACCCAGAAAUAAUGAUUGAACGACCCUCAAAGUCUGAGUUCCAAGUGGGAAACACGGUCCAGAAUGAAGAUACUGAAGUUUACGAGGUGUGACCGUUCACCUUUUCGACCACUAGACGAUAAAAAAAAGCCAUUUACAACCUUAACCAUCUGAUUAAUGUAGCUCGGUGGAUCCAUACAGUAUAUAGUUUGACAUAUUGUCAAUAUAAGCAACGUUAGCUAGAUUAGCCAUCUAGCAAGAAUGUCAUUGGUUGAAGAGUUAUUCUGACUUCAAAAGCACUUGAAAGCACUCAUGUUGUAUAUACAACUUCACCAACUGGGAAAUAUUAGAUUCCGAGGACCGUUCGAAUGCACCAUUACUCUCAAUGAUCCAGUCCUGUGAACUUAAUGGUCAAGAGGGAAAGGAUAGCCUUGUAAUAUUAUCAAUACUCUGGCAAAGUGGGUAUAGCCAGGAGGAAAAAAAGAUUGAUAGAGCUUCUGGUUGUUUUUGUUUGGUGUGCCAGUACUAAUAAGGGCAUUUCUUUCUAAUAAGGUCUGGGUUGGCCAAUCCUGGGGGGAAAUGCAAUAUUCUCUCCAGAAAAGGAAACUUGGCUUAGCAUCCGCCAAUCAAGGAUUCUUUCAUGAACAGGUCUACUUCACCUCUUUAUGAGCUUUGACAAAGACUUUCUUGGAAGUGCGUCAGAGAAUGCUUUUAGUCGGUCCAAAUAAAUCAUGAAAAUGUCCUUGGGAAGGCACGUUGUUGUGGCUUGUGUAAGGGCUCAGCAGACUCAGGCUGCUUGGGGCUAAGGUGAUUGUGAAAGCUAUCCAAGUCCCAAUACUCUUAAGAAGCUUCCUCUCCUUGUGUCUUUAUCUUUGUUAUCAGCACACUGAGCAGACUAGAAAUGUCACAAUAAUCGGUUGAUGGGGUGUAGCGCAUUCAUUUGAUGUAAUUAGUCUCUUUAUAUCUGUGGCCAAUGAGGGAAAGGAAACAAAGGAAGUGUUUUAAGAUACUUUUCGACAAGGCCCCUGUGAGCUCCUCCUCUUCCAUCAAUACCCUUUCCCCUACGACACUGUAAUCAAUAAUAACCUAGCACAAUGCAACGGGAAGGAGCCCAGUCACCCAAAACCAACAAAAACAAAAUGUGGAUGCCGGAAGGUUCUUUUGCCCUGAGAGUCUGUAAAUAUUUCACUUUUUUGUACUUACAGGCUGGCAUCCCAAUGGCUUCCAUCUCAGUAGGUUUUGUGAGCCAUGAAAUGAGCCGAUUGCUGCAUUGUGGAAAUGAGCCCCCGCCAUUUCAUAAAUCAAAUGUAGGAGAGUGGCUGUAUAUAUGAAGAGUAAAAAGGCUGGUUAAACCAGCAGGGAAGGCAGGGAGGAAUCACCCCCAUCACCAAGAUGGAGAAGUCACCAUGUCCACUGAUCCUAUUGUUCGCCUAACUCAGGAAGUCCCACUCCAGUCUAAUGAACGGAGUCUGACAACAAGGCGGGCCACCCUUGCCCAGCACCUAAUGCACAAAGCCUGGCCAAAGGUGUGGUCUUGGGGGGGUUGGGUCAGGGGUGUUGGUGGCAGAGUGGGGGGUCUGGAAGUCUUGGGAUCUGGCUAGGGCAUGAGAUAGGGGAUGUCAGGGUGUCAUGUCAGACACUUCCUCAUUUAACUGCGGCAGGUCAUGGCAGAAGACCAGCACAAGUCUUCCACUGGGAUCAGGAGAGAGCUGGGCUCAGUUCUGCAGUAGUUGCUCCAGUUUAAAUCGCCCAAAGGCACAGAUCUAGUAAUCGGCUUACUCUUCCUCAGUUCUAACCUUAACCAUUAGGGGAUAGGGACGCAAAACUGACCUUGGAUCAGCAUCAACUUCAUUCUACUCGGAAGGAUGUACUUUACAUAACCUGCUGGCAGAGAAAAGAAGGGAAGAUAGAAAUGAGGGGUUAAGAAUAGGGAGUGAGAGUAAAAUAGGGGAUAUGCGAGUGAACUAAGAGAGCACUUUUGGGGGACAAAAUGAAAAUGCCAGAGCGACAGCGCAGGGGCUCAAUACUGUAUGAAGAGAUAUUAUAUUUAUGUUUAAGUUUGCAAAUGAUUUCACCGUAAAUGGAACACAGGCAUAUAUGCAUUAUGAAUUGUGAGAUGAAAAAAAAAUGCAUUGAUAUUUAAAAAUCAGAAUGAAGUUAGUGAUUGUUUAAGAAUAAAAAAUACAUUA